This is a messenger RNA of Glossina fuscipes, 1931 nucleotides long. It is a transcript of the gene krz, whose product is annotated as beta-arrestin-1. Lineage: Eukaryota; Metazoa; Arthropoda; Insecta; Diptera; Glossinidae. Gene Ontology annotation, cellular component: cytoplasm. Bases 374 to 1807 code for a protein of 477 amino acids. The record is from RefSeq and is a predicted model, not a curated record. The transcript has 2 exons. Gene Ontology annotation, molecular function: G protein-coupled receptor binding. Gene Ontology annotation, biological process: G protein-coupled receptor internalization; signal transduction.
AAAAAUUCUUUAUCGCCUAAAAAUGACAUUUCGAGUGCCAUUCAUUUGAUGGAAAACGAAGAAUACGCAGUUUUGUCAUUAAUUGUUAAUAAGUUUACGUUUUGUUUUAUAUAAACAAAAAAAAAAAACUAAAGAAUAUUGUUUCUGAAAAGUAAAUAAAUGACUCUCGCGGCAUAAGAGCAAGUGCAAAAAGUAAAGAAAUACGAUUUAAAAGCAAGAUUAACAACGCGUUCGUAUUGCUGGUAUUUGACUUUGCGGCAGAAAAUUUAAGAAAGAGGGAGAGGAGUAAAAUAAGAGGAAUCAUACAAUUGAUUGCCCACCAGCGUAGCAAUAGCUGUGCAAUAGGUUCUACGCCUUAAACAAAGAUAACGUUAUGAAUGCAUUAAACGCUACCAAUAACGCUACGGGUAAUAAUGGCCAUAGUAGCAGUAGCACCGGUAUACGCCCAAAUUCAGGUAAUGACGAAGCCGGCGGUGGAGGUGGUGGGAGUAGCUUGCUUGGAGCUGAAGCGGAUGCGAGCUCGAGGCGGCAGGCUACGCGUGUAUUUAAGAAGAGUUCAUCUAAUGGUAAAAUAACUGUAUAUCUAGGGAAACGGGAUUUUGUUGAUCAUAUAAGCCACGUAGAUCCUAUCGACGGUGUUGUGUUUAUUGAUCCAGAAUAUGUAAAAGAUCGGAAAGUGUUUGGUCAAGUCUUGGCUGCAUUUCGUUACGGUCGCGAAGAUCUGGAUGUUUUAGGUUUGACAUUUCGCAAGGAUUUAUAUUUGGCCAACGAACAAAUUUAUCCGCCAUCGCAUACAAAUGAAAGGACACUAACACGCCUACAAGAGCGUCUUAUUAAAAAGUUAGGGGCGAAUGCAUAUCCAUUUUAUUUUGAAGUUCCUCCCUAUUGUCCGGCAUCCGUAUCAUUGCAGCCAGCACCCGGUGAUACCGGAAAAUCUUGCGGUGUUGACUAUGAAUUAAAAGCAUUUGUAGGUGAACAUAUCGAUGAUAAACCGCAUAAACGUAAUUCGGUACGUUUAACGAUACGGAAAGUGAUGUAUGCGCCGUCUAAGGUAGGUGAACAACCAUCGAUUGAAGUAAGCAAAGAGUUUAUGAUGAAACCGAAUAAAAUUCAUUUGGAAGCGAGUCUUGAUAAGGAACUGUAUCAUCAUGGCGAAAAGAUUUCAAUUAAUGUUCAUAUUGCGAACAAUUCGAAUCGCACCGUGAAAAAGAUUAAAGUCUGCGUAAGACAAUUUGCUGAUAUAUGUUUAUUUUCGACGGCUCAAUAUAAAUCGGUAGUGGCCGAAACUGAAUCCGAAGAUGGUUGCCAAGUAUUGCCGGGUUUUACAUUAUCAAAAGUCUUCGAAUUGUGUCCCCUAUUGGCCAAUAAUAAAGAUAAAUGGGGCUUAGCUUUGGAUGGUCAAUUAAAACAUGAAGAUACAAAUUUAGCAUCGAGUACACUUAUUACAAAUCCAGCUCAACGUGAAAGUUUGGGUAUUAUUGUGCAUUAUAAAGUUAAAGUGAAAUUAUUAAUAAGUGGACCAUUGCUGGGCGGGGAUUUAGUCGCCGAAUUACCAUUUACAUUAAUGCAUCCUAAGCCCGAAGAUGAUGAGAAUGCUUUAUUGGGUGAUAAAUCACCGCGUCAAAGUUUACGAGACGCUCAAUUGGUAGUAGCGGGACAUGAUGGUAAUGCAGCGAGUUGCUCUUCAAUGCAAGAAGUUCCAACCACUAAUCUUAUACAGUUGGAUGACGAUGAUGCCCAAGAUGAUGAUAUCAUAUUUGAAGAUUUCGCUCGUUUAAGAUUAAAAGGCGCGGAAACCGAAGCCUAAACACGAGGCCAAUUAAUGUAUAUGUCAUACGAUCGCCAAUCAGCCAGAGUCAGCCAAUCAGUCAGCCAGCCAACCAGCUAGCCAGCCAUAUAUGUUAAAGCAUAAUCGCACUAAUCCCACACUC